CUCGCCAGGGGUUUCUAAACACACUUAAGUGACUUAAGAGUCCACUUGUAAGGAAUUUAAAAGUGAAAGCUUCAAAAAUUGAACUUGAGCUCUAUUUUAAUCAAAUUGCAAACUGCACUCGCUUCAAAUCCUGCAGAUUGAAAUGGCUCAUCCGUUAAUAGCGACAAAAAUGACGAAUAUGUCAAAAAACUGCGUAUUAGUUGCACUUCAUUUUGAUUUUUGCAGGAAAAAAUUCGAACUUUUUAAUUUUCUGUUUUUUUUUCAAAACUGAAUGCAAGAAUGGAAAACGCUUUCUAUAGCCUUGAGCCAUAUUAAUACAUUUGUUUACUCUCCAUUGAAAAGGAAACGGGCACUUCAGUUGUGAUCACGCGUUAGUUAAAACUAACAGCAUGACUAUAAUUCUUACCCUAUUCUGAAGUUGUAAAUGUUUUCUAACGCGACUUUUGUUACCAACUUCGACCAAGAAACCCAAAACAGCUUAGUUUUGCGCCCAGCCAAAGUGUAAACUUUUUACUGGCUGUGGUGCCAUUUCACAACUUAGACCCAAAUACAACCGCAAACACGUUUGUUGGGCUUUAUUUUGGGUCCAAAUUUAGUUCAAAAGCUAUAUGGCUGUUUCAAACUAAACUUGACUUCAAAUUCGUCAUUUUACCUACUUCAGGCGUUUUAAUAUGCUAUUACAAUUUUUCCUAAAUUAUGACGUUGGCUUUUUCUUGAUUUUCCAUCUACGUUCACUAUUCGAAAUGUCAGCGGCUGUUGAUUUGAAAUUGGAUUUGAUUAUAUUUGAUGAGUUAAAAGUGCUUGGUAAGUCGUAGAGAAAGUAUCACUUAUCUGAAUAGGUCUGACACUUAAAUAGACGCUAGCCACGGUAGUCUAAGGUCUUAGCUAACCUCACGUUGAAUUUAUUUAUUUGAAAAGCUUCUUUCACCAAGUUGAAUGCAGAUUAGCUUUUAAGAAACACUAAUAUUUACCUAACCUAUUAGUUGCGUAAAAUGCCGGUAAUGAAAGAAAUAGUAUCACGCCGCGAAUAGUUAUUGAAUGGGAAUGAAUUAUUACUCAGAAAAUUUUCCAAUUUCAUAAUUUAAUCUCGGGCAUUGGCUUAAAUCUUUCUUAUUACAUUUUUUGCAAAAACUUUUGCAAACGUCCGGAAAAAGAGUAUGGGUAUUCCUGAUUAACCAGCUAAAAUUAAUUAGGAAAUCAGAUAUUUAUCCUUUCUUAAUUAGUUUCGGGUCUCAAGUUGCGCUUUGGCUAUUCAACCGCAGCUUCACAAUUUUCCCUAUUUAUCUUUUGAAAGAAUUUGUCUCAAUUUUUAACCCAAGUUUACGGUCAAAUUUCAUAAAUUCUCAAAAAAAAUUUCAAAAAAUUAAUUCUCAAGUUAAGGUUUCGCUGUUUUUCUUUUCAAAACAGGUAAUCUGAAAGCUAUCAUUUGAGACUUUGUGUUUUGUUUUCCCUUUUAAGUGGCGACGUAGAAAGUCGUUUCCUUUUUGUAUCUGAUAAAUAUUGAUUAUCAAUUUGCUUAUGGUUGAGUUUGAAUAGUUACCAUAAAUGGCAGAGGAUCGUUCGAGUUCAAACGGAACCACGUUUUGCAAUUCUCAUGCCAGUUCCAAGAAAUGCUCUCUUCUCAGAACCAGACCGGAGAGUCGAAGCGAAUCAAAUGUGAGAAGUUACCCUAGAUGUCUUAUAAUCGCAUUAGUUACAGUUAUUAUUAUCCUCUUCUUCAUUAUAACCUACUUAAUUUUCCUGCAUUACCACUGCGCCGGGCUAAAAUGGCCCUGGGCGGAAUCGAACUCCCUUUCUCUGGAAGGUGCCGCUGUGGACAGUUCGAAAUAUGUGAGAUUACCCGAAAAAGUGUUGCCAGAUCAUUAUGAAAUUCUUCUCAAAGUUCAGAUGCCAGAUUUAGAGGAUAAGGUGCAGUUAUCGUUCAACGGGACCGUUCAAAUCCAGCUGACGGUCGCCGAAGACACGAGAGAAAUCAAGCUGAACGCACACAAGAGUCUUUCGAUAAUUUCGUGUCGGCUAACAGGUUACCACAACAGAAAAAUCCAUAUCCAAAAGUUUGACUACACUCCAUCUGAAGACAUGAUCACCCUUCGGCUGAGUGAGCGCAUAGUCAAAUCGAACCAGUACAAUCUAUCCAUGACGUUCCGGGGAUCUCCCCAUCCGGGGGACGUCGAGGGCAUCUACUCCGGCAACUACGAAAGGACGGAAUACGUCCAUUAUCCCGGCAACAAAACUAAAGUCGUCCGGGAGAUACGUUGGUUCGCUGUAACCCAGAUGGAGCCAGCGGCUGCACGGAAACUGUUUCCUUGCUUCGACGAGCCAAUUUUCAAGGCAACCUUUUCGAUUGCCGUGGUGUACCAAAGCGAGUACAAUGUACUGUCAAACAUGCCAGUUGUCAAAGAUGAAGUCGUUCCUGGUUUGGAAGGUUGGAAUCGGAUCCACUUCCAGCGUAGUGUCCGCAUGUCCACUUACCUGGUGGCCAUAGCAAUCACCACCUUCCAAUCCAGACAGAAAACAGUACAGAACAUGGACAAUGAGACUGUGCCCAUAACUGUGUGGGCCAUGAAAGCUGAGAUAGACCAUACGUCAUAUGCACUGAGAGUGGCCUCAGAGUCCUAUGUGUUCUUUGAGAAGUUCUAUCAGAUACCCUACGCGCUGCCAAAAAUGGACUUGAUUUCUGUGCCCAACUUCAACGUGGGGGGCAUGGAGAACUGGGGUCUGAUCACUUUCAGACCGUUCUACCUGGUAUCUAAGGGCAGCGAGGAGAGCCACUAUGGCAUAUGCAAGGUCGUCAAUCACGAAAUAGCUCAUCAAUGGUUUGGCAAUCUGGUGACUCCCAAAUGGUGGAACGACAUCUGGCUCAACGAGGGAUUCGCCACAUUCAUGGAGUACGUGGGUAUGGAUGCAAUUGAGGGCGAGUGGGACGUAUGGAGUCUGUUCUUCGUCGAUGCGACCAUGGAGGUCUUCUCCUCCGACUCUUUAGUCUCCUCACACCCAGUUGUGCAUGAGAAACAGAUCGCCAACAGAGACGACCUCAAGAUGUUCUUCGACCUCAUUUCGUACCGGAAAGGUGGGGCUAUUCUGCGCAUGUUGAGAUCCAUUCUGGGCCAGCAGGGAUUCAAACAGGGGGUACUUCUCUAUCUCGACCGGUUCCAGUUCUCCUCCGCCACUUCUGAGGACCUCUGGAACUCUUUUGAGCAAUCUAGGAACAGAAGCGAGAUCCCCCACUCCAUCACCGAGAUGAUGACUGAGUGGACACUUCAGUUGGGAUACCCUCUGGUCACUAUGCACGUGGAUUACGGACAGUCCUCCGAGGACUCGGUUUCAGACUCCUCGCCAUCCUCAAACCCCAUCUCCGUCACGCUCUCCCAGCGACACUUUAUCACCAACUUGAACUACUCUCAACAGUACCUGGAAAAGACAGACAGCAACUGGUGGCACAUUAAGAUUGAUUUCAUUACCAGUGAUGGUCAAACACACGGAGAGUGGCUGACGAAAGAGCCCAAAAACAUCACGAUUGAACUCAAUCAGACAAACUCAGACAAUGCAAAGGUCCGUUUCAUACUUGCGAACAGUCGUUGCGAGCAUUUUUACCGAGUCAACUAUGACAUCGAAACCUGGAGACGAAUCGUGGAUGCUCUGCGAGAGGACUCCUCGGUUCUGGACUCGGCAACCAAGUCGUGUCUGAUCGACAACUCGUGGGAACUACUCGGAGCAAACGAGCUAUCGGCAGACAUCGCGCUGGACCUUACAAUUCUCUCAGUCCAAAACGACACCAGUUAUCCGCUUUGGAAAACAGUUGAGCAUCAUUUGGAAAUCAUUUACACAUUGAUGUACAGAAGCGGAGAGCGUGAAAAAUUCCAGACAUAUUGUGAACAGAUUGUGAAUAUUUCACUCGAGGCAGAGACAAAUCUUUCUCGCAGUGAUUUCCAGGCCACAAGGAAGACGAAGAUAAAGGAGUUUGCCAACUUCAUCGGACAUCCGCAGUUCAUUGCCCAGUCUGUCAGUCAGGCGGAGUACUGGGUGGCCAGUAUAAUGGGAGCCCUGAACGAAUCAUCGGAGAGGGUGAUGGGAAGUGGGUUCGGGUUCCACGUAGACAUCCACGACUACCAACUGUGUGCGGCAGCCAAGGCAAAGAGCACUGACUUCUCCCAUCUAUUGCACCAGCUGUUUCUCAGUGGACAAGUGAACCCUCAGCUGAGAAGUCGACUCAUCAGGGGCUUCGCUUGUACCAAUGACGCCACCUUGUUCAAUCACAUCCUCGAUCAGGCAAUUGGGGACAUCAACGUUCCAGACGGGACCCAGUGGAAAAACGACGAGUUGGGCUACUUGAUCAUAACAGGGGCGGGCAAGGGCACCAAUGCGGGCUUCAAUGUAGUGUGGAACUACUUCUCAAUUCCAGAGAAGUUUGACAAGUUCGGCUACAGAUUCAAAGACUUCACCUUCUUCUUCAAGAACAUUCUCUUUGCGGUCUACUCUGGUCAGGAUUCGGAGUAUGCACUGCAGAGCAUGAAAAAAUUCAACGAGACUCACUUUGACAAAUUAGGAGCUGGACAGGCCGAGUUCUAUCGGCUAAUUGAACGAGUGGAAAAUAACGUGCAAUGGAGCAAAUACGCCAGACCACAAGUCAUCCACUGGCUAAACCAAUUUUUUGACUGAUCACUUUCAAACAUUUGAAAAAUUAACAAAAUUCCAACUAUUUUGGAUAGAUAUUUUGAUGUUCAGUAGAAUAAUGCAAUACUGCACGCGCCUAGACUUUAUUGAUUUGACCUGUUUAGUUUGAGAAUGCUAGAAAUAGUGAAAAUGAGUUACUCGUUUAAUGUUUUUACUAUGAAUAUACGUUAAUGCAAUGGUAAUAUAA
Molecule: messenger RNA, 4861 nt
Organism: Symsagittifera roscoffensis
Lineage: Eukaryota; Metazoa; Xenacoelomorpha; Acoela; Convolutidae
Product: aminopeptidase N-like
Exons: 15
Coding region: 1546-4659 (1037 amino acids)
Biological process (GO): proteolysis; peptide catabolic process
Cellular component (GO): cytoplasm
Molecular function (GO): peptide binding; zinc ion binding; metalloaminopeptidase activity
Source: RefSeq, a predicted model, not a curated record